This is a messenger RNA of Zingiber officinale, 1554 nucleotides long. RefSeq lists its product as uncharacterized. The record is from RefSeq and is a predicted model, not a curated record. Lineage: Eukaryota; Viridiplantae; Streptophyta; Magnoliopsida; Zingiberales; Zingiberaceae. Gene Ontology annotation, molecular function: protein dimerization activity. The transcript is spliced from 7 exons. Bases 1 to 1554 code for a protein of 517 amino acids.
AUGGUCAGAGAUCCAGCCUACGUGGUGGUCAAAAGUCUGGCCUACGUGGUGGUCAAAGGUUCAAAUUACAAGAGGGUCCCAGUCGAGCCUAAGUGGUACUCCAGGAUUAGGCCUACACGUCAAGUAGGAAUUCGGAAGCCUUCAGGAUGCUUAAAUCAAACUACAUUUACUGUUGAUGGAUUUGAUAAGUGGAAGAAAGUUCGAAAUGGAAAAGCUUGUACUUUCCUAGGCCAUAUGAGAAAAGAUAAUGUAUCUUCACUCCAUUGUAAUGCUGAAAAGGCUCACAUACACGUGGUGUUGUUGCUUGCACUUCAAGGAAUUCCGUUUAGAGGUCAUGAUGAGAAAUCUAGUUCAUCUAAUAGUGGCAAUUUUCUUGAAUUUUUGGAUGUGCUGACCAUAUACAAUGAUGAACUUUCAAAGGCAAUUGCGAAAGCUCCAAAAAAUGUCAAGUAUAGAAGUCACGAUAUUCAGAAACAAAUACUUCAUGUGCUUUCAGUGAGAGUGAAAAAUACAAUUCGUGAAGAAAUUGGAGUUGCCAAGUAUUGCAUAAUUGUUGAUGAAGCCUGGGAUGAGUCAAAAAGAGAGCAAAUGUCUAUAGUAUUGAGGCUUGUUCAUGUAUCUGAUACUAUGGCUUUAACUUUAAAGGAUGCUAUAUAUUCUGCUUUGGCUCACUAUAAUUUGGAUUUACAAUUGGCUUUGGUUGCAGCAACAAAAAAUGUGACACCUAUUCAUCAAUUUUUUGAUAGAUUAACUUUUAUAGUUAAUAUCGUUGGUUCUUCAUGUAAGCGUAAUGAUGAAUUGAAGAAUGCUCAUGCAGAUGACAUUGCAUAUUUGAUUGCUAUUAAUGAACUUGAGACAGGGCGUGGAUUUAAUCAGAUAGGUACUUUACAACGAGCUAUUGAUACACGCUGGAGUUCUCAUUUGAGAUCAUUGAAAGACCUAAUUAAGAUGUUUAGUGCAUCGUGUACGGUCUCAAGAGUAUGGAUGAUCAGCUUCCUUCUUGUUGGAGACAAUCAAUCUGUAGCCGGAGAUUUUACGGAGCUGCCAGCAGGGGCUGGUUUUCUGACCACGGAGUGGUUAAGUGAGCAGAGUGUCAAAGCAGCAAAGUCCGCGCGGACUGAAGAGUUGUGGAUAUAUGUAAAAUCAGUUGAAAAGUUUUAUGCCAGGGAUUUUACAAGAGAUGGAAAAGAACAAUUGGAGAUGCAAUUGAAGCAUUACGAGUAUAACGUGGUCAAAGGGUCCAACUACAAAAAUCUUUCAACCAUUUCAGAAUUAUGUCAAUGGUUGGUAAAGACUAACAAGUCUAUUACAUACAACCUCAUUUUUAGAAUGAUCGUACUUGUGCUUACUCUUCCGGUUUCUAUGGCUACUUCAGAACGAUCAUUUUCUACGAUGAAUAUUGUGAAAUCAAGGCUUCGAAGCAAAAUGGAGGAUGCUUUUCUCUCAGAUGUGUUAAUGGUAUAUAUUGAGAGAGAAAUUGCUAGAAAUGUGAGCAUAGAAGCUAUCAUUGAAGACUUCGAAAAUUUAAAAGAACGUCGAAUUCCUUUUAGUUAG